Molecule: messenger RNA, 1239 nt
Organism: Dalotia coriaria
Lineage: Eukaryota; Metazoa; Arthropoda; Insecta; Coleoptera; Staphylinidae
Exons: 3
Coding region: 143-1162 (339 amino acids)
Source: RefSeq, a predicted model, not a curated record
AUUACGCUGUCGACUUCGUCGAUGUCAGUCAGUGUUUCGCCGCCUUUUCGCGAGUUUUCCUCGCGCCACCGAACGGAAAACAUGUUCGUAGUUUCAUUGUAGUUUCAUUCUCUCCUACCAGCAAUGUGCACAAUUUACAAGCAUGCAAAAAGUUAAGGUUUUAAUGGAAGGGCAACGUAUUGAACUAGAAGACCGCCGAAAUUGCACGUUUAAUCGUUUUCUAAACGUAAAAAAAUCAGAAAAUGACGAUAGCGAUGAAUCAAGCGAUGGAUAUGUCAGCGAAGUCUUCCAUAAUUAUUCAUUUCGCUUUGCACGUCCAAGAUUAACAAACGACAAAGUCCAAAACAAAGUAAACAUUAAACAACUUGAAUUACCACUGAUUCCUUCCAUUAUAAACAAUUUAAAUCUAAAUAAAACUCAAAAUCAAAGAAAACCACCUAAAAGACGUUAUUAUAAUAAACUAGGAUUAAAACCCUUAAAACUACUGAGUGUUAAACCAAAUAAUACUAAUAAUAAUAAUAAUAAUAAUAAUAAAAUUAAAAAAGAAUUUCAUAAAUCUAAAGAUGAUGACGAUGAUGAUGACCAACAAGAUGCUCUUGACUGCGCUGAAGAUCAUGAUGUAAAUAAUUAUGACAUAAACAACAUCGACUUUGAUUUCGAUGUGCUGCGAUUGAUCAUGAACGAGGAAUGCAAUAAUAAUACACUCGAUGAUUAUCAGAGUGAAAAAAUAAGCAAUCAUAUUGAUCAUAUUGCUCAUCGGGAGCAUAAGCGCAGCGUCGGCAAGAACAAGAAGAUUAGGUUCACGUUAUCGAAGCCGCAGAGUCCGCGCACGGUGCAGGUAAUUAGGGUGGACGUGACGGCGAGCGCGUGGAAGAACAAAAACCAUCAAGAUGGCCGCCGCCAGGACGACGACGAUGACUCCGACCGCGACGACGAUUAUUGCGGGCGGUUUCGGCGUGAUUACGGCCUCGCCAACGAGCACGAUCAUAAAUGCGUCGGUAAUCGCAAGUGCAAUUACUGCGAUACGUGCAAUUACAACAACUGCAGGAACAACAGCACUCAUACUUGCCGCGCACAUCGGCGAGAGGAAGCGCAAGAUGUGAUUGAUUCGGAUUUUGCUCUAAUGUGCAAGAAGUUAACUUUAUCCCCAAAAGAAUACUAAACAUAUAUAAACAUAUCUUAUUCUAUAUUGUAUUGUAAUGUUGGUUGCCUAUAUUAAACAUAUAUCCACAUAAAGAA